CUCCACUGCUUCUACCACCAUACGUAGUUAACAACUUUUCCUUGCUUCACACCACAGCAGCAGGUUUUAAAAAAUAUGAAUACAUAUACAGAUCAAGCUGCAGCAGACAUUGUUAUGCCUAUAAGGUUUAUGUGAAUAUGUUCGGACUGCCUACACCAAAUAAAUUGUACCCCUUUUUCAACAAUCAGACUAAUUUAUUUUGAGAUUCAUCUUAAGAUCCAUCAAUGAAUUCAAUCAAUUCAUGAGGGAAAAAUCCAGCUUCACAAAUAGGGGUACAAGUGGGUAUCACAUAUGAGUAAUAAUUCAGUGUCUCUCAACCAUCACCGGCCUGACAACUGGUAAUACUUAUGUGACACUUUAAGUAUGGGGACUAAUAGAGUAUAUUACGGAGUAUAUAUUUAAAAACAAAAAUCAAGAGCCGGUACUUGAUUUUUGUUUUUAAAUAUGGGGACUAAUAGAGUAUAUUAUGGAGUAUAUCAAGAGCCGGAAAAAUGUAAUACCGUUCCGUUCUUGAUUUUUGUUUUUAAGUAUGGGGACUAAUAGAGUAUAUUACGGAGUAUAUAGAACCUGUCCCGUUCCGUACCAAUUUUCAGUGUGGUUUGGUACGGUUCUCCGGUGUUAUUUGAUUCCUAAGUAAUUAACCCCCAUGAAAUAUAAUUAACCCUAUUUACGUAGCAUUGUUUAUAUCAUUUAGUAUUGUUUUUGUUUUAAAGCUAACUUUUAGUGCUGUCAAAUCGUAAUAAUUGGAUUACGCCCAAAGAAUUUGCAAGAUUGCAUAUUUGUAAUAUAUGGACAUACGGUCUGACAUUUAUACUCGGUAAUAUAUUAUAUACUGAUAGUAUAAAAUAUUACUCCGUACGUAGUAUUAUAUUAUAACACUAGUUUUCGGGACAUAUGGUCACCAACAUUUAUACUUCGGUAAUAUAUUAUAUAUAAUAUAUUAUUAUAUUAUAACACUAGUUUCGGGACAAUUCGGGACGGUACGAGAAGGUUCGGUUCAAUACGGUUCCGGGACGGUUCUCACUAAGAACCGGUACCGUACCAUAUUAUUAAAAAAGUUUGGUACGGUACGGUAUUACAUUUUUCCGAUUCUUUCGGUUCUGGAACGGUACAGGACGGUUCUUCGGUACAGAACAGGAAUUCCCAGAUCCGGGGUUAGCCCUAGUUUUGAUGGCCUAUGUAGGCAUAGAGUUCUUGACAUAUACAACCAUCUUCACAUUCCAAAGGAUCCAAUUUGUUUUUGCCCAUAUCCAAAAACAUGUUCCACACAAAUGCAACAUUUCCCAUACAUGUGUUGGUGACAGCUGACAAAAGGCUAGCCAUUGUCCAAGCAUCCGGUUUCAGACAGAAGAAGUUCAUUUGCUUGCAAACCUCUAAUCUAUGAAGCACCGAUAUGGAUACGCGGAAACGCGGAAACUGGUACGGGGAUAAGACAAAAUAAUAAAAAAGUAGGAUACGGACACGAGACCAUAUUUAUAAAUAUUAAUGAUUAUGAGGGUGUAUUUAUAAAUAUUAAAAGUUACAGGGGUGUAUUUAUAAAUAUUAAAAAUACAAUUUUUUUUUGAAAAAAAUAGACAUAUAUUUUCCUCUGACGUCUACUCAUUCAUGGCAUUGAAGCAUUUUACAUUUUCAUGAUACUUAGAAAUAAGUUCAUAUUUUAUCUCAUAUACCCUAGUGCACCUCGAAAUACAAUCAUAUCAAUAAGUCAUUAAUUUAAAAUGAAAUAAGUCAAACAACUACAAUUUUGAAAUUAAAAGUGCAAGUACUCAAAUUUCUAGAAAAAUGAAGAUAGAAAACAAUAUUUUAAAAGUUCUAAUACAUAUUGUCCUUGGAGCUAUUAAUUUCCAGGGAUAAUUAAAUUGGGGAUAGAAAGAUGAGUGAAUUAGGAACAUGCCUAUUAGUUGUGUUCCACAUAAAAGCAAGAGAAUUAUUUUUAGUUUUUCAUUUUUUAACAAUUCUAUUACGGAGUAUGUAAAUUUUGAGUGUUUUUUUAAAAAGUCUUUUUUGGAAGAUUUUUUUUUAAAAAGUUGAUAGAGAUACCCGUCAGGAUACGAGUAUCCGAAAUUUUAAAAUAAUUAACAAAAGAAUUGGAAACUUUUAAAAAUUGCAGAUACAGUCUGGGAACGUACGGUACGGGUAUCCUCAGAUACGAGAACGUUUCCGAUAUGCUGAUACGACACCCUAGGGAAAUAUCCGUGCUUCAUAGCCUCUAAUGCAUCAUCAAAGCUUCCAUUUUGAGCAUAUCCCACAACCAUUGAGUUCCAAGAAACAACAUCCCUUGGAGGCAUUUCAUCAAGAACUCGCCUAUUCUCAGCCAAAAACCCACACUUCCCAUACAUGACCACGAAACAGUUCCCUGUAUAUAAAUUUGAAUCAAGGCCAUUCUUUACAAUUGGGCCGUGAAGUUGCACCCUAACAACACAUUCUCAGAGACUGAACACGCUUUGAGAAUGCACGGAAUGGUAUAACAGUCAAGCCAAAUAGUAUCCGCGGACAUGCUUUUUGAAAAGAAAAAUACCAUCUUGAUGAAACCGGUUGUUGGCACAGCUUCUGAUCAUCACAUUGUAAACCCACGACAAUUUUUAAUGGGAAUUUUGUCAAAUAGAUACCGUGCGGAUGCGGUAUUAGUAUGGCCACACUUGCUGGCAUCAAUUUGGAUGGACGUGUUUGGGCAUAGGGUUGGGGCAAAGAUGAUCCUGGAACGAAUUUGGCCUAAUGUCUUGAUAUAUGGGAUUUCGUCUAAGAUUAGACUGAAAAGAUCUUUGGGCGUUUGGUUGGAGGGUAGGAAGUCAAGUUCGUGUCAUUCGAUUCGAUGUUGUAAAAACAGAGGGAAGGGGAAGUGAGGAGACGAGGGAUAAGUGUGGAUCAGAGAUCACUGCAGGGAAAGAGAUCAGUCUAGACUCCGAAAAACGCGAUGAUUAAGGGACGCCCAGGCAUAUGCCGUAUGCGGUCUUAAUAGAGGAAGGUAGAAGAUGGGUGAUGAGAACGGGACGGCGGCGCAGCCGUUGAAGAAGGGCGCCCGUACAAGGGCGGCGACUGAGAAUCCUGACUCCAAAGAAGCUCCUGCCCUGUUCCUGUAAUCGUCGGACUAGACUGGGCGCGAUUUGAAAGGAAGGG
Cuscuta epithymum is the source of this 3117-nucleotide messenger RNA. The record is from the annotation of a GenBank genome assembly. NCBI's taxonomy places the organism in Eukaryota, Viridiplantae, Streptophyta, Magnoliopsida, Solanales, Convolvulaceae.